AUGGCAACGAUCAUAACAACCAGCAGAUUGGGCCAGAUUCAGGGAAGGACCAGAGAUGGCCUGACCCAGUACCUGGGAAUUAAAUACGCAAAUCUGAAAAAUCGCCUUGCCGACGCUGAAUUGAUUGAGGAACGACAGGGAGAUCUCCUCGAUGCAACCGCUGAUGGACCUACGGCAUUAUCGCUUCCAGUGGGAUGCGACAUUGAACUACGCCAUGUCCAGCAGCCCUUGCCUAUGAAAGAAUUUCGCCAGUCGGAUCUUGAUUGUCUCAACCUCAAUAUUGCGGUACCAUCGGACGCUACUUCGUCAUCGAAGCUACCCGUCUUGUUCUUCAUUCAUGGCGGUGGCCUGUUUAUCGGUGCCAAUUCAUGGCCACAAUACGAUCUCACUCGACUAGGAAAGCUAUCAAUCGAGAGGAAGCUGCCGGUAGUGAUAGUGACCAUCAAUUAUCGAUUGGGUGCGCCAGGAUUCCUUACAUCCAAGGAACUUCGCGAUGCAGGAUACAAUUCCAACAAUGGUCUGCGUGAUCAACGUGUGGCACUGGAAUGGGUACAUAAGCACAUUCGUGACUUUGGUGGAGACCCGGAUAAUAUCACCGCGGGCGGGAUGAGUGCUGGUGGAGCCUCGGUGACAUAUCUUCUACAGUCGCAAACGCCACUGUUCAAACGCGCAAUUGCAAUGAGUGGUACAUCACUGCUCGUUCAGGCCCUUCCCUACGAGGUACAUGAAGACAACUAUGAAAAGGCGAUGGCCCAGUUGGGCCUGGCAGAUGCUUCGGCUGAGGACCGGAUCAAAGCACUGUUAGACAUGCCGGGGCAGGAACUAGUUGCCAAGCUUCCCCCAUCUAUCUUAUUUGUUCCCGCUCUCGAUGGCGAUAUAAUAUAUCCGGGCGUGACAUAUGCAGAGCUUGGAAGGCUGCAAUCAAAGGUUUUUUCAGGAAAACAUUGGUGCAAGGAUUUGUUGAUCGGAGAUGCUGAAAUAGAUGCAAGCAUUUUUGAAUACCUUGCGCCACAGAUGAAGGUCAACGGUGCCAAGCGCUUUAUAGCGGCGCUCGAAGAAACUCUUGCGUCAUACCCCCAGAUCGUUCAGCGCAUUCUGGACGCAUAUCGAAUCUCCGAGGGCACUUCCGAUGAGAUGGCGAUAUCUUCUAUUCUCGCCUUUUUUACCGACAUAUUGUUCCACGCAUCGACGCUCAGUUUUGCCAGGGGCUGGAAUGGCAAUGCCUAUGUAUACUAUUUCAAUGAGGGUAACCCCUGGGACGGACCAUGGAAAGGUCGCGCAAAUCACAUCCUCGACGUGACCUACCUCUUCCAGAAUUUCCUCGAGUACCUGAAUCCAGAACAAGAGGCAGUCUGCAAAGCAUUUGCCGAGGACGUUUUCAAUUUCUGCCACGGCACUGCCCCGUGGCCAGCUGUUACUCCUGGGGAGAUCAACACGGGAUUUACGGCAAGAGUUUACGGUCCCAGCCAGCAGGGAGUCAUUGCUAGCGUUGCACGACAAGCGUUCGAUGGCCAGACCUUGCGUAGAAGCGUUCUUUUUGAAUGUUCGUCCGUGGUGUCGCUUGACGAUUUGGCCAAGGUUUUUGUGGCUUUCCGAUCCAGUUGA
Molecule: messenger RNA, 1605 nt
Organism: Penicillium canariense
Lineage: Eukaryota; Fungi; Ascomycota; Eurotiomycetes; Eurotiales; Aspergillaceae
Exons: 5
Coding region: 1-1605 (534 amino acids)
Source: RefSeq, a predicted model, not a curated record